CAGGUCAGGUCAAGCUCCAUCUGGAGAGCUGAAUGGUGCAUGGAUGAUCAUGAGGCGAUCAAUCAAUGAUCGUCUGAUGCUUGCAGAGAGAGCUGUGAUUUCAGCAGAGGGGAUCGAUGAGUGCUCCUCAUGCAAGAAUCUGAUAUACUCUAAUCAUGGGGAUAAUGACUACGAUACGAACGCCUUUCCUGGUAUCGCUGGUGCCUUGGCAAAGGCUGUCAAUCUGCAUGGUGACGCCUCUGCAUGGGCGAAGGUGCAGCAUGAGAUAUGGAGAGUCUCUCGUGCAAUCACAAACAUUGCCCUUGUACUCAAGGGUGACUUUACAGUUCAGGGUCUCUAGGAACCAUCAUGUGGUUUGAGUAAAUGUAGAUAUUGUGAUGUAAGAUAUCAUGAUGUAUGAUAGGGGUCAGAGCAGAGUUUGCUUCCACGAGCGUGCUGCAGGUGUGGUGACCAUUUCCCAAAGUUCUGAAGUCGUUUGGUCCAUUGGAAUCGUCUCUCCUGACCAUUUCUAAAAUUUCUGAAAUUUCUGACGAUUUUCUGGAUGCAAAUUUUCAUUCAAGUGCACUUUUGCCUCACAGUUUCCUCCUCUCUUUGUUGUUUGUUAAUACGGUGUGCACUUCGUAGACUGCUGCCAAGUUUGGUUACAAAUGUCUUUGGGUUUCUUAUAAAUAGCAUUAAAAAAACACCGAAAUUUCGGGCCUUCGUUAACCUGCGCACUCCACCCCCCAAAUUUGGAAAGAAGAAGAAUUUGAUGGUGACCCUUUGUCCAGAACAGGUCAGGAUCAUUGUGAUAGGCCAAGUUCUGUGCCGCGUGGUUACACUUACCCUCCAAAUUAAACCCCAAAGUAAGCCGCAGUAACGAUCCGAGUGAAAAUGGAUGAGAGGGGGUCGGAUCUUAAAAUUUUGCAUAAAAGCCUGUGUUUUUUUAUGAAUGUCCUUGUUUUUUGGUGACUUAGAUUCGCGCGGCUGACUAGCGAUCGCGCGAGAUUUCUCAAGGAAACAGUUAUGCUUUCAGGUACGUUGUUGGUUGUUGUUCUUAUUUUUGGAUUUCUUAAUACCUGUGCUGGUAGUUUGAAUUUCACUUUGUAUUUUUGGAUUUCUUAAUUCGCACGCUGGCAGUUUGCAUUUGGCAUCAUACACAAGCAAGCUUCCAGCUCAUGCACACACAACAACUUCUCUUCUUGCCCGUCUCCUUCAUCCUCAUUCACCCCUUCGUCUUCCUCCUUCCUUCUCGGCAAAGGAUGACUGGCCACGGUUCCAGCUGGUUGGAUCAAGCUGUAAGAGCAUUUUUUUCACGCACGGCUUGGACGAACAACCUGACUUCUGCGAAAAUUUUCAGAUGAUUCCGCCUUCAUCACCUUUUUCGUCCUUCUCGAAACUUCCGUCUCCACUCUCGCCACUCUCUGUCCCCCGUCUUCCAUGCCAACACCCCGCUGCCUUCUCCUCCAUAAAUUCGGCCAGCCCUUUCCUCUCCUCUGUGAUCUCAGCUACAAUGUUCCGUGGGGAAUGCACGACAAUUGCGGCGCCAAAUAGGCUCAGCAUGCCCACGGAUGGGCGGAGUGACAGCGUGCGUAAGUCCAGCAGUAGUAUUGGUAGGUUGUAGUUGGAAGGACAAAGCAGUGGUGGAGGAUUGGUGAAGUGCUGAGGGUGCAGCUACGCACAGGGCCUUGAGGCUAAGCUGGGGCACGCCUCGUGAUUAGGUAUGGUGUAUCAUGCACGUGUGAUGGCGGUAUUUUUAAUGUUUAAAGCUUGCGAG
Molecule: messenger RNA, 1756 nt
Organism: Chara braunii
Lineage: Eukaryota; Viridiplantae; Streptophyta; Charophyceae; Charales; Characeae
Source: the annotation of a GenBank genome assembly